AUGGUUAGAUCAGAGAUGGUCAACUUCUUCAAACAGCAGCAGCAGCAACCCCACCACCAGCAGCAGCAGCAACAGCAGCAGCAGCAGCAGCAGCAGCAGCAGCAGCAGCAGCAGCAGCAAGUAGUAUCGUACUAUAGGAGUAGUACAGUGGACAUACAGUGCAAGGAGUGGGUAUUUAAGGCUCGCUUAUUUAGAUUACAUAUUGGUGAUACAAUUGAGCAUUGUAUUGUUAAGGAAGUUAAGGCAGACCCUGUUGCUCGAUCAAUUAGCUUCCUAGGGUUUGAGCGUCAUUAUGAGGGUUUUGUAUCCGAAGUGUUUAUACCCCUAACCCUUCUUGGUCUUAUGGCUUGUCCUGCUUACCAUAAAGGUUACCAUGUAGAGUUAGCUCGUCCUACAGUACCUGUACAAUUUGUAGGAAAAGAACCUCCUCCUCCUUUCUUAGUUGAUGUAUCUAAUCUACAUUACUCUCCUCCUUAUUCAGCUAUUACUCUUGAUUCUCUUCAGAGCCAACUUCCUGCUGAUGGUACAGCGCGGUUUUCUCCAUCUAUAAACCCUAAAGAAGAAAUUGCUUGGGCAUAUGAGAUAGGAACGCUACCUGAGGUCCCUCUUCCUGCUGAUUAUAAAGACCCUAACUUUAUUGAUCCCAGCAAAGAGCUGGUGGAUUAA
Eimeria maxima is the source of this 666-nucleotide messenger RNA. RefSeq lists its product as hypothetical. The record is from RefSeq and is a predicted model, not a curated record. Gene Ontology annotation, biological process: translation. NCBI's taxonomy places the organism in Eukaryota, Apicomplexa, Conoidasida, Eucoccidiorida, Eimeriidae. Gene Ontology annotation, molecular function: 5S rRNA binding. The coding region runs from base 1 to 666 and encodes 221 amino acids. The transcript is spliced from 7 exons. Gene Ontology annotation, cellular component: cytosolic large ribosomal subunit.